UUCUACAACUCGCUCUGUUACACCCGCAUUGUCCCACGCGGUCCGCUUCAGUUCUUCUACCAGAAUCAACCAGGUCCGGUGCCGAGUCAACAGGUCGGGCUCCGCAUACUCGCCGCUGAAUUCCGAAUCGAACUUCAGUGACCUUCCGCCCACCGAGAUGGCGCCUCUCUUCCCGGGAUGCGAUUAUGAGCGCUGGCUUGUACUGAUGGAUAAGCCUGGUGGUGAAGGGGCCACGAAACAGCAGAUGAUCGAUUGUUAUAUUCAAACCCUAGCUAAAGUCGUCGGAAGUGAGGAGGAGGCGAAGAAGAGGAUAUACAAUGUGUCUUCUGAGAUGUACUUUGGGUUCGUGUGUGAGAUUGAUGAAGAGACUUCAAACAACCUUGAAGGUCUGCCUGGUGUUCUGUGUGUUCUUCCAGAUUCUUAUGUUGAUCCUGAGAACAAGGAUUGUGGAGGCAUACAAGAACAAAGGCAUUUGAUUGGACUUUCUAGUCGACCGUUGGCUUCUCAUGAUGGAUUUCACUUGGGCUGCUUCCCUCAUAAACAUCCAAUUCAAAGAAAAUCGAAAUAUGGUCUUCCACAUGAAACAGUAUUUGGUUCAAGAACGCAUCAAUAUCCAACCCUGGGCUCCUCUAACCAUAAAGGGGAGUUCUGUGGAACAUUUAAUGGAUCUGGUUCUUGUAGAAGAGGAAAAUUUUCAAGAGAUGUAGUUGUGAGGUCCGAGCUUACAAGUGCUGGGUCUACUGGAGCUUCAUAUCCAUUGUUAGAAAUUUGGUUGAAUUCAAAGGUCAGAGGAAUUUGCUUUUACGCUGUAACUGCUUGUGCUGCCAUCAUUUUGUUCGUGCCUAUGCUUCUAGAGCAUCCAUUUGUGCUCAUGUUCGACCGCUAUCGUAGACAAGCCCAUUAUCUGGUUGCCAAAACCUGGGCAUUUCUGACAGUUGCUCCCUUUGUCAAGAUUGAGUAUGAGGGACUGGAGAAUCUGCCUCCAACAAAUACCCCGGCUGUAUAUGUGGCCAAUCACCAAAGCUUUUUAGACAUAUAUACUCUUCUAACUCUUGGAAGAAGCUUCAAAUUCAUCAGUAAGACUUCAAUUUUUCUUUAUCCAAUUAUUGGGUGGGCCAUGUUUCUCCUGGGAGUAAUUCCUCUAAAGCGCAUGGACAGCAGAAGUCAAUUGGACUGCCUUAAGCAAUGCAUGGCUCUGAUCAAGAAGGGGGCAUCAGUUUUCUUCUUCCCAGAGGGCACUCGGAGUAAAGAUGGAAAAUUAGGUCCUUUUAAGAAAGGUGCAUUUAGCGUCGCAGCAAAGACCGGGGUACCUGUUAUCCCAAUUACCCUCAUUGGGACUGGUGAAAUCAUGCCUGCCGGAAUGGAAGGAAGAUUAAAUCCAGGAUCGGUGAAAGUUAUCAUUCAUCCAUCUCUAGUGGGAAAUAAGCCAGACGCACUUUGCAAUGAGGCUAGGAAUAUUAUUGCGCAAGAUCUUAUUCAUCAAAGCUAGCUGGUCAAGACCAUAGAGUUUUAGUGCAUGUCGUUCUACAAUCCAGAAUUUUUCAGAGCAUUAGAUAAGAGGUAUUUGCUUACACCCCUGAUUUCUCUUUGGUUCCAGAGUUUUGUUUUAGUUUUUCUUUUCACUGACGCAAAAGUGCAAAGCAAUAAUAAGUUCACUUCAUGCUGAA
Sesamum indicum (sesame) is the source of this 1667-nucleotide messenger RNA. Its product is annotated as 1-acyl-sn-glycerol-3-phosphate acyltransferase BAT2, chloroplastic. Gene Ontology annotation, cellular component: membrane. Gene Ontology annotation, molecular function: 1-acylglycerol-3-phosphate O-acyltransferase activity. Gene Ontology annotation, biological process: phosphatidic acid biosynthetic process. Lineage: Eukaryota; Viridiplantae; Streptophyta; Magnoliopsida; Lamiales; Pedaliaceae. The record is from RefSeq and is a predicted model, not a curated record.